CUGACAUCCUGCCACACUUUUAGCUUCUCUCAUUCCUUGGAGUCUCAGCUACAACCAAAAACUCAGCAUUUUUUAAUUUGAUAAUUUAUCUGGCAGUGGUAGGCUUGACUGGAGGAUGCUCUGAACCACAACUGAGGAAACCAUAAUCUUGAAAUGUGUCAGGGUGUUGAAACAAAAAGAGCACCAAGUAAAGGAGAAAAAAAUCACCUUAGUUUGCAGCUAUUUGUGUCUUUAGCUCUUAAUAAUACACAGGUAUUUUGAAAUGUUUGUAGUCUGCAAAGAUAGGAAAGAAUAUUCCAACUAGCUUUAAAUUCAAAGGAAGAAAUUUGCAGCACAUGAAGGAUUUGGAGAAUUGUGAACCAUAAAUAAAAGGAGAAUUUCAUUUUGCUACUAUUCACUUGCACAGUUUCCAAGGGCUUUCAGCACAUUUCUGCAUUGCAAUGUGGAAAAGGGCAUUUGGCAAUAACACAGGCGUGCAGGUUUUUAGCAGUGUUGGUCUAAAGACAUAGGCAGGCAAGGUUCUUUGGGUGAAUCUGAUACCUUUUCUGAUGCUGGCCGUUCUGGAGCAGAGCUGCAGCAUGCAGAGGGUUAACAAGCCCUUUGGAGGAAACACAUGCUCCUGCAGAGCAAUAAAAUUUCAGUCACAGCUGGGGAGAGGAAGCAGUUUCUGGUCACUCUUCUACCUGUCACCAGCUGCUUUUUGCUGCACAACCAAAGACAACAACAUGCUGGAUAAGAUCGCGCUGCUGGCCGCUGUCACCAUUUUGGGAGUCCUGGAGCAAGCCUAUUUCGCUCUGCAGGUGAUCUCUGCCCGGCGGAAGUACAAGGUCUCCCCGCCGUGCGUGAUGGGCCCCCCUGAAUUUGAGAGAGUCUUCAGAGCUCAGAUAAACUGCUCCGAAUACUUCCCCAUCUUUGUCUCUGUCCUGUGGGUGGCUGGAGUCUUCUUCCAUCAAGGGGCGGCUGCAGCCUGUGGGCUCCUCUACCUGUACUCCCGGUACCAGUAUUUCAGGGGCUAUGCCCUGGCUGCUCAUGCAAGAUUGGGUCCCAUGCACUUCAGCGCAAGAGUCCUAUGGAUUCUGAUUGGUAUGGCCAUAGUGGGGCUCCUCAUCCACUUCCUGUCUCUCCGCCCACUACUACUGAGACAAGAUCUUCUGAGCAAACUGCACCGCUUCCAGGGGUAAAUUGUACCCAAAGCCUGAGCAAGACCAAGCGAGGGCAGCACUCACUUCACAAAAUGUGCGAAGAGCAGGAGGGUGCUGUGGCUGACAGGCUGUAAGAUAACUUAGCUUGCGUUGAGCUGUGUUCUGUGUGGUCAAAUGCCUUAAUAAAAGGGGGACAGUAGUCCCGUGAGUUCAGACACUCCACCUCAGAAGCGGUUUCAGUUCCAGGUAAGGUGCUGUGCUCCACCCCAUCCCUGGCUUAGCUUUCAGAGUCCCCCCUCCCCUCUACAGCAUGAACAUGGAUGCAGAAAAGCACAAGGGAGAGAAAAGGCCUGACAUGUAAGUGAGCAGAUACUUUCCUCUUUCCUCUCCCAGAGCGCGUGCACCCGCUGCAGUCAGGGUAGAACCCUUGGCCACCCAGAAUCAGCUUGGGCAAACGAGAGGGUGUAAAGGGUACAGGAAAUUCGAGUGCAAGGGACUCUCCAGCAGGCACCUGUAGUGCAAGGAGUGUGCUACCACACGCUGCUUCUCUAGACAAACACGGACUCCAGGCUGAUGCUUGCAGCAGCUCGUACCAUCCAACCUGAUUGUCCAAGGUGCAUUUACACUAAAAUCGCCAUUUUUCUGAGGUCCCCUGGGUAAUGCAGACAAGACAGUGGACCCACAAAGAGGCUGGAGGUUCAAGUCAUGCAGUUACUUGGGAUGGGAAUAGGAGGAGCACCGGCUGUUCCUGCAGGAUCAGAACUAGCUUGUUGACUGCAGACAAGUCCCCAGGAAAGGCAGUACUUACCCCCUGCUAGAGCUGCCACAGGCUCUUUCACUCUUCAGAGGUUCCAAAAAGGUGUCAGGGAAGACUUGUUACAUUAAGUGAUCUGGAUUAAGGCAUGCAUUUGGCCAUAGCUGAAGGUGUGGCUUAACCAAGUGUGUCAUGUACCUGCUGGUGCUUGGCAGGACUGCAAGCUGUAUGUAACAGAGUAAAUGGCCGAGUUACCAGCUGCUCUAGUUCAGUGCUUCUCCACCUUAGACUCAAGGUCCACCUCAGAAAAUACCAGCUCUCAACUCUCACUCAUUUUUAAAUUAUGGAAAAAUAACAGAGCAGUUUUUCUGUUGCAAAGAACUUGGACAGACCCUGGCAGGUCAGAAGGGUUUGAACACUCUGGAUUCCUAUUUGAAGUCUGAGUUUAUCUUGUGAACCAUGUUUGCACACCUCAGUGCUACCACUGUGGGGUACCCUGUAGCACCCCUGAAAGGAUCUCAAGGCUAAGAGCACCUGCCCCCCCCCCCCCCCCACUAAGCAUCACUGCCCUUCUUAUCUGAGCACAGAGAAACAAGUGACUUGGCAGCACAGGGGGACUGUCAGAUGCAAAGGACCAGGGUGCACUACAUGCAGCUGCUGUAAAUCCUCUCUGGUGAAGAGCUGUCAGAAAGUGUUUCAGCCCCAAAAACACUCGCAGGGGGGCAAGGUGGGACAAACACAGCUCAAUCCAUUAAAAAAACUUCCUUUCAUGUUAAAACUGAUCUGAACUCCCCCCCCCCAACCCCGGCCCCGCAGUGCCUGUUGUUGUUUCCAACAUCAGGACGUGUUCCUGCCAUUCCUGGCACUGGAGCCAGCUGACUCGCAUGUCUGCAAUGCUAUUGAGACACAGUUUCAUGCCCCGAGGGCCAAGCUGCACUAGGCUGCCAUGUUGUGCAGACAGCUGAGAUGCAAAUAGCUGAGCUGCUGGUGCCUGGCAAGCCAGAGCUUAGCAGGACCAGCGGGGCUGCUCCUGGAAGCAUUUUAAAGAUGUUCUUAAAGGACAACGCUGGGAGUCCGGCUGCUGGCAGGCCCCACUGGGGGGCUGAGGUAAAGCUAGGCAGGGUGCAUACAGCAGUGACAGUGAGCCAGUGCCCGAGGAGCAGCCGCAGCCUGGUUUAGCAUGUGCACGAUGAGGUGUGUGGAAGAGGCUGGCUGUCACCAGCAGCCCCUGGCACUGGUCUCACUCCUCCACUACUCCAAGCACCUCCCUCCUGGCACUGGGAGCUGUAGGAAGAUGGGAUUGUCUGUACCCGGUCACAUUUCUGCAGGCCACAAGGGAGCAUGGACAGGACCACAAGGAGGCAAAGAACAUUAGCCAGCUCCUACCGUAACCGUCUACAAAGCAGGGCAGAGCUGCAGCGCUGAAGAGUGGGAGGAAGAAACCUGUUUGCUCACUGCAGCUUCAGUCUGAACAGCCUCUGAGUGUAGCUGCAAGGCCAAGGGUUUUAAAUUAAACUUUAUUACAGUGCACAUUUUAUAUAUUUAUAUAUAGAUGUACUUGAAAAAUCAAAUGUAUCCAAUAAUAAAAAAUACAGCACAUUGAA
Alligator mississippiensis (American alligator) is the source of this 3500-nucleotide messenger RNA. RefSeq names its product leukotriene C4 synthase. Gene Ontology annotation, biological process: leukotriene biosynthetic process. Lineage: Eukaryota; Metazoa; Chordata; Crocodylia; Alligatoridae. Gene Ontology annotation, molecular function: leukotriene-C4 synthase activity; enzyme activator activity; glutathione transferase activity. Bases 549 to 1181 code for a protein of 210 amino acids. The record is from RefSeq and is a predicted model, not a curated record. Gene Ontology annotation, cellular component: membrane; endoplasmic reticulum; nuclear envelope. The transcript is spliced from 5 exons.